UCCUCAGUCCGCCCCCUCCCUCGCCUCUUCCUGCCGGGCGGUCCUCUCCCCUCCUCAGCCCGCUCCCUCCGCCCCGCUCCCUCCGCCCUCCCUGGGCUUCGGCGGCGGCGGCGGCGGCGGCGGCGGCGGCGGCGGCGGCGGAGUGAACGGGACGGGCCCGACCGCAGAGCUCUGGGCGGCGGGUGGGACUCGGACGUCUGACAGAGUUGUUGUUCCGGCAGCGGCCGCGGAGACGUGAGUUUUGCCAGGUGGAUGUGGGAAGAGAAGUUUGCAGAACUGAAAUGGAGGUCAGAGCUUCAUUACAGAAGGUUAGUGGGUCAUCUGAUUCUGUGGCCACAGAGAACAGUGAAGAAUUUGUUUUGGUUCCUCAGCACGCAGAUGAUACUUCUACAAAGGAUGAUGGAAAGCCGCAGCUGAAGAUAGCUUCCAAUGGUGACGAACAGUUGGAAAAAGCCAUGGAAGAGAUUUUGAGAGAUUCUGAGAAAGGACAAAGCAGCCUACUUGUUGAUUGUCAGGGUUCCAAUGAUAUUUCAGACUACUCCUUUGGAGAUGUUCCAGCCAGCCAAACAAAUAAGCCAUCUCUUCAGUUAAUUUUGGAUCCAUCAAACACAGAAAUUUCCAAACCCAGACCGUCUUCUCCAAGUGGACUUUCUGAAGAAGACAGUGUUCUAUUUAACAAAUUGACUUACUUAGGAUGUAUGAAGGUUUCUUCCCCACGUAGUGAAGUAGAGGCUUUACGGGCAAUGGCAACCAUGAGAGCCUCCAGUCAGUACCCCUUUGCUGUUACACUCUAUGUGCCCAAUGUUCCAGAAGGUUCUGUGAGAAUUAUAGACCAGUCAAGCAGUGUGGAGAUAGCAUCCUUCCCAAUUUAUAAGGUGCUAUUCUGUGCACGUGGCCAUGAUGGGACAACAGAGAGCAAUUGCUUUGCAUUUACAGAGAGUUCUCAUGGUUCAGAAGAAUUUCAGAUACAUGUUUUCUCCUGUGAAAUUAAAGAGGCAGUAAGCAGAAUUUUAUAUAGUUUCUGUACUGCAUUCAAACGUUCUUCCAGACAAGUGGCUGAUGUUAAAGAUUCAAUCAUCCCAACCCCGGACAGUGAUGUGUUUACCUUUAGUGUAUCCUUGGAGGUCAAAGAAGAUGAUGGAAAAGGAAACUUUAGUCCUGUGCCUAAGGAUAGAGAUAAAUUUUAUUUCAAAAUAAAGCAAGGAAUAGAGAAGAAGGUUGUGAUUACAGUUCAGCAACUUUCUAACAAAGAAUUAGCUAUUGAGAGAUGUUUUGGAAUGUUAUUAAGCCCAGGUCGAAACGUGAAGAACAGUGACAUGCAUUUACUGGAUAUGGAAUCCAUGGGAAAGAGCUAUGAUGGCAGAGCUUAUGUCAUCACAGGCAUGUGGAACCCCAAUGCACCAAUAUUUCUGGCACUCAAUGAAGAAACCCCAAAAGAUAAGCGGGUGUACAUGACUGUGGCAGUGGACAUGGUGGUCACAGAGGUUGUAGAGCCAGUCCGCUUUCUCCUGGAGACAGUGGUUCGUGUGUACCCUGCAAAUGAAAGAUUUUGGUACUUCAGCAGAAAGACUUUUACAGAGACUUUCUUCAUGAGGUUGAAGCAGUCUGAGGGAAAAGGCCAUAGCAGUGCUGGAGAUGCAAUAUAUGAAGUGGUGAGUCUGCAGAGAGAAUCUGACAAGGAAGAGCCAGUCACUCCUACUAGUGGAGGGGGGCCAAUGUCACCCCAGGAGGAUGAAGCGGAAGAGGAGAGUGAUAACGAACUCUCAAGUGGAACAGGUGAUGUGUCAAAAGACUGUCCUGAGAAGAUCCUCUAUUCUUGGGGAGAAUUGUUAGGAAGAUGGCACAAUAAUCUUGGUGGCCGACCAAAAGGGCUAUUCACUUUGGUAAAGAGUGGUGUUCCUGAGGCAUUAAGGGCAGAAGUAUGGCAGCUAUUAGCAGGAUGCCAUGACAACCAGGCAAUGCUGGAUAGAUACCGAAUUCUUAUCACAAAGGACUCUGCACAGGAGAGUGUUAUUACUCGAGAUAUUCAUCGUACAUUUCCUGCACAUGAUUACUUCAAAGACACUGGAGGAGACGGACAGGAAUCCCUCUACAAGAUCUGCAAGGCCUACUCUGUGCAUGAUGAAGACAUUGGGUACUGUCAAGGACAGUCUUUUCUUGCUGCUGUAUUGCUGUUGCAUAUGCCAGAGGAGCAAGCAUUCUGUGUUUUGGUGAAAAUCAUGUAUGACUAUAAAUUGCGAGACUUGUACAAAAACAAUUUUGAAGAUCUUCAUUGCAAAUUCUAUCAACUUGAGAAACUAAUGCAGGAACAGCUGCCGGACCUGUACAACCAUUUUUGUGAUCUGAACCUAGAAGCUCAUAUGUACGCAUCCCAGUGGUUCCUCACUCUUUUUACUGCCAAGUUUCCUCUCUGCAUGGUGUUCCACAUCAUUGACCUACUGCUGUGUGAGGGUUUGAACAUAAUCUUUCAUGUAGCCUUGGCUCUCCUAAAGACCUCAAAGGAAGACCUCCUGCAGGCUGAUUUUGAAGGUGCUUUGAAGUUUUUCAGAGUUCAGCUUCCAAAGAGAUACCGGGCAGAGGAGAAUGCAAGAAGAUUGAUGGAGCAGGCUUGCAAUAUUAAAGUACCAACCAAAAAGCUGAAGAAAUAUGAAAAAGAGUAUCAGGCAAUGCGGGAGAAUCAGCUGCAACAGGAAGACCCAAUGGAUAGAUACAAGGUACGAGAGACGCUUGGCACUUAGCAGGGCAGAAAGGACUUUAUGUACCCUAAUUCAGCAGUUGUGUUUGUAUAUUUAUAGGUAACUCCAGCUGUUGCAUGUAUACUGGGAAUCUUCAUGAGAAGCUGAGAGAAAGGGAAAAAGAAAGUGGCUUUCUGCUUUCAAAAUUGAGGAAAAUAAAACAGAAAAUGCCAAAAAGUACUGUCUUAGCUGUGCAUGAUCACUUCCACAGAGACUCGUAGAUGUGACCAUUCCAAGACUGACUCAAGGAUGUUGCAAACUUGUCCCUGUCUGUAGCAGAUGUUCAAAAUCCAAACUCAGAAGGAAAAAUAAAAACCACAAAAAUGUAUCAAGCACAGUAAUGUGUUUGUUGCAAUGUUUCAUUUUCACAAAUCAUAGGUAACCUGACAUUUGCAUGCAGUUUCAGAAUCCAAAUUAUUUCACUUGUAUCUUCAUUAGUUUGGUUAUUUAAAAAAUUGUGUCAUCACAAAGAUAGAUCUUUUCAGUGGUAAUUAACAGCAUUGGCUACAGCAUGCAGUGUUGGGAAACAGUGACUUGCAAUUUAUUUUUUACCUUCGGAAAUGUAUUGUCUUCCUUUAGCUGUUUUAAUUCUUGAGACUCAUACAGAUAUGUCAAAGUUCCUCUCGCUACAUCAGUAUCCAACUGAUGCCUAAAUACCAUUCUAAAAAAAGGUAUGGUGGCAAUCUUAAUGAAACCAUUCACACUGAGAUGGCUUUUACUUCCAUAACCAGAGCUGCCUUUGUGGUUGGAAAAGUGUAUGUUGGCAGCAGUCACACUGAGCAUCUUGAUUUUAUUGUUGAAUAGAACAGCAAGGAAUGCUCACAGAGGAACAUAGUGGACAGGGCCUAUGGGUUUCAUAGUCAAACCAACUUGAGUUAAAUUUCUGGCUCACUGGAAAAGCCAACAGGAUUUGAAACCAUAGAUGAGGAUUUUGGUCCCUAUGUUACUGGUCAGCAUUUUGAGUCAGUCAUUGACCCUUUCCUUGUUUGUAAAAUGCACGGGCAUGCAUGAUUUUGUGGUGGAUUACUGUGAGAUUGAAGGAUGUCAUAUGUUAAGUACUCAGAGCAUAAUUGGUGUUUAAUAAAUGGUUAUUCGUUUUUAAACUCCACUACUAUAAGCAUGACUAGAAUAAUAUAACCUUGCUUGGCUCUGCCUCUCCAGUCCUUCAUUGAUCAUCUUCAUAUUUUGUGUAUUACUACCCUAUAGUCUUAUCAUCAGUCAUACUUCUUCCCUUCUUCUAGAACUGGCUUGAGAAAUAAAAAUAAUUCCACAUAUGGUUAUGAUAGAUAACUAUUAUCAGAUUAUAUGCUCAUAGAGAAGGUUUGAUGACUAUCCACUAUUAUCUUCUCAGUAAAUCCAGUUUUAAUGCUAGACCUAUGAUACAGAAAGUCAUGAAUGGACUCAUGAUGAACUGUUAAAGAUCAAAUGAAAGCCCUUUAAUUGUUUGAUCAUUCUAAUCUUCAGAAUAUUAUGAAUAAAGUGAUUUCAGAUAAAAGAGAAGGAAAUAAUAGCCCAAACUUACAUAAUUACAGUCAAAAGCUGAGCACAGUUGUAUGCACAUAUAUAGCUCUCUGUGACAAGAGGAUCAUUCAGGUCCAGGAGUUUGAAACCAGCAGCAUAGUGAGACCCUAUCUAAAAACACAAACUAAAACAACAACAAAUGCCUCACUGAACCCAAAGAGGCUGUAAAACAACUGAACUGUAACAGUGUCUUACAUCCUUUUUGUCAAAGCAGAUGUGUAUAAACAUCAUGUAUAAACUGUAAGAUUAUUUGUACCGUUUUAUUGAUAUAAAAUCAACUGUUUUAAAAGUAGUUAUUUUAGAUUCAAGUAUUGUGGGGCUUGGUUUUUUUGUGUUUGGUUGGUUUUAUUUUGAGAGACUCUUACUGUGUAUUCCAGGCAGAUCUUCAUCCCAUUGUAGCCUUUUAUUUGAACAUGUCAUACACUCUCUAUCACUAUUUCUUUGUUAUGAUUUUAGUGGCUUUCUAGUAUAUUAUGUAAUCAAUAUUUCUAUACCUUUUUUAAUAAUGUUUAGGUAUCAGUCCCAGUGAUCUACUUGGCAAAAUUAUAAUCAAGUUGUAAUUAUAUUUCAAGCUAUUAAUUGCCAACAUAGUUCUAGCUAUCAACAGAUUUGGUCCUUCAGGUACACAAAAAUCUGGUUUAAGAAGUAAAUUAAGGUCAGCUGGAGAGAUGGCUCUUCCAGGUAAAACCACCUGUUUCCAAGCCUGAUGGCCUGAUUCGAUUUCCUGGACCCACACGUGGAGGAGAAAACUGACUCCCUAAAUUUGUCCUCUAACCUUUACACUCAUACUGUGGCAUAUGUGUGCCUACACAUAUAACACACAGAUAAGUAACAGCUUGGUAUAAGGGUUCAUGCCUUUGAUCUCAGUACUCCUGUGACAGAGGCAAGUGGAUCUCCAAGUUCAAGGCCAGUCUUGUCUACAGAGCAAGUUCCAGGACAGCCAGGGCUACACAGAGAAACCUUGUCUCCAAAAACAAACAAACAAAAAAAACAAAAAAAAAAAAAAGAAAGAAAGAAAAAAAUAAGGAAAUAAAUACAUUUAAGGAAAUAAAUUGUAAUCAUCUUAAUAUAACAAAGUAUCUUAAAAAUACUUUUGGCAUCUUCUGAUCCCUUUGGGAACAGGCACUUUUCAUUUAUUAGGGAAGAUCUUGAAAACAUUGAGAACUCACACCUGUUCAGGAACAAGUUCUCCUUCACCAUUGAAACCCAUAUUGCAUAAAUUGCCAUGUCAACCUCCAGCUUGCCAUAUGGCAAGAGAGUUGGAAAGACUGUGAGUUUUUAAAAACAAAAACAAAACCCAGAAAUGUCAUAUCAUAAACUGUUCCAAUUUAGUGCUAUUAAUUUUCCCAUACUUGAUGGCAUUGAAGAAGGGCUUUUGCACAAGUGAGAGCUGGCAAAUGCUGCUCUUUACAGUCACACUUUUUGCUGUACCAAUCUAAACAUGUGGCCUAGGGGUGUACCUCAAGGGUAAAGCACUUGCCCAGCACGUGUGAGCCCACUGGUUCAGUGAACAGUUGCAUCCCCUUCAUGCCCUCCCAUCUGACCGUGCUCUUUGUGCCUAUUAUAUUGUCAGUUUAUAUUACUGGAUUAAUUACAUGCAACACCUCAGUCCCAACCAUGAAUAAAGAGAAGGAAUGGUGUUGGUAUAAUUUUAAAGUUCUAAGCACGAUGAAAUGUUCAGCAAUUAGGUAGUGGUGAUGGCUAUACAGUUUCAUGUAAUUGAAUUGUAUACUAAAGCAUCAUUUUGUUACAUAUGAUGAUGAACAGCUGCAGUCCCAGCACAGAAGAGGCUGAGGCAGAGAGAGGGUCAAGAGUUUGAAGCCAGCUUAGGCUACAUAGUGAGACUAUAGCUCAACAAUCCCUCUUCAAAAAGCACAUAAUUUUAUGGUGUGCAAAUUAAAUCUAUACCCUAACCCAAGACAAGUGUUCCAGAAUACUGACUUUUAGACCACCCUCUUUCUUUUCUAUUUUCUCUUUUUUCUUUAUUUUUGAUAUGUGUGUGUAUGUGUGCACAUGCAUAUGCACAUGCAUAUACAAGUAUGUGCAAAUGGGCAUGGAGGCUAAAUGUCAGUGUCUGGUGUCUUCCUCAGUUACUCUCUACCUUAUUUUGAGAUGGGAUUCCUCACAGAACCUGAAGCUCACUAAUUUGGGUACUCAAUGAGCUCACACACAGCUACACUGUUUGUUUGUUGCUUUCUUGCUUGCCUUUAACGUGGAUGCUAAAGACCUAAGCUCAGGUCUUAAUGCUUGCAUGACAAGCACUUUACCAACUAAGUCCUUUCCCCAACUACUGUAUUUUCUGUGAGAUAGUGUUUCCCAUGUCCUAGGCUGGACUUGAACUCACUGUGUAGCUGAAGAUGACUGUGUCAAACUUCUGAGCCCCUUGCCUCUGCUUCCUGAGUGCUGAGAUUACAGGUAAAAGCCACCAUGCCUUGUUUAUGUGAUGCUGAGAACUGAACUUUGAACCCAGGACUUCUUGCACACUAGGCAAACGUUCUACGAACCAGCUACAUCCCCACUCCAUCCACCAUUUCUUCUGUGAGCCCCAAGUUGCUUCUGUCAAAAUGCAGUACUUACAUAGAAGUCAUACUUGUGCAAAGGAGAUCUUUUGUCAAAAUUUGAGCUAAUUGAUGACUGUUGAACAAUAUAAAUGGUACAUUCAUUUUUAGUGUUGCUUGGUAAUUUCUAAGUAGAAUGUGUAGUGUUCCUAUCCAUAUAUUUACACAUAGAGUAAUAAGCACAAACAUACACACUACCUAAUCUGGCAUCAAAUUUGUAUUGAGACCCAGGGAACCCUCAAAAAACUGCUUACAGUCUUUAUUGGUGCCUUUCUGUUUAACUCCAUAAGACUCCAAAAGAGAAGGAUUUUUUUCUUGAGAAUAAAUAUACAGCAUUAAUUCUAAACUUUUUUCCUGCUUCUUAACCUGAUCAAGUAAUGUGAUGUUGUUUUGUGUAUAUAUUCUGACCUUUUGAUUUGUAAAUUUGAUUGAGUUCAAAUGGAGAAAAUGUGAGCUAUAGAUAUGGCUAAUGAUGUCCCCAGAAAAUACGUAUUUAUAGAUAGAUAUAUCUGUUUUAAAACAUUUUAAAAUUAGUAAUCAAACCCACCAAAGCAGAUAACAAUGUUAGAAAUCAAGAUUCUAUAUCCUACACAGAGGACUGGUUGCUUUCAUUGUGGGGAAAGAAUUUCAGUAAUAGAGUCAACUGGUGAAGCUUCUAGAGAACUACAGCUAUCAUCCACCUUUAAGGAAAGAUACACUCUUUUUCUUGUUUAAUUAAGAGCUGCUGAUAGCAAUGUGGGUCAGGUCUGUAAAAACACAAGUAAUUAAUUAAAUUCAGUGAAUUUCCCAAAGCAUAGGAAGUGCUACCUGUUCUGUAGGGGGAGAUCCUGGGAAGAAUGUAGACUAUUUAAACUGUUGGGUUUAAGAUAUGCAUAAUAACAUAAAUAUAUAAUUUGGAGCUUAAAUAUAUAGCCCUGUUCAGUAUAGUUAAAUGUAGCAUGUUUAACUGCCUUCACAAGCUUAGUUAGACAUAGUACAUUUUUUAAAGUCGAAAUGAAAUUCAAACAGCAUAGGUAGUGGUGAAGGACAUGCCUAGCAUGUGGACGCCUCUGGAUUUGAUCCCUAGCACCACCAAACCAAUACAAAGCUGAACAAAAUAUAAUUCAAAUAGAAAUAAUUCUUUUUUUCACUUUUUGAUGACUUCUUUAUUGCUUAUUAUUUCUUAUUACUCAAUGGUUUUUGUACAUAUUUAUCUUUGGAAUAAUGUCCAUGGUUACUCUCAGGAGCAUAGCACAGAUUUUUAAUUAUUUUUUGUAUUCUUUUUUAUUUAUUCUUUGUGUCUUUCACAUCAUGCAUGAUGGAUUGUGGGAGGAGUUGGAUUUUUGUUUUGUUUUGUUUUUCGAGACAGGGUUUCUUUUUUUUAAAUUUUUGUUUAUUUAUAUUUUAUGUAUGAGUGCUCUGCAUGUAUACCUGCAUGCCAGAAGAGGGCAUCAGAUCCUAUUACAGAUGGUUAUGAUCCACCAUGUGGUGGCUGGGAAUUAAACUCAGGGCCUCUGGAAAAGCACCCAGUGCUCUUAACUGCUGAACCAUCUCUCCAGCCCCAGAAAUGAUUCUUCUAAUGAGUUCUGUAAAUCAUACUAAAUUUUUCUUUCUUACCUGCAAAAGAGAAAGUGGUGAUUUUAUUUCUAUUUAUUUAUUUAUUUAUUUAUUUAUUUAUUUAUUUAUUUAUUUAUUUAACUUAUUUAACAUUAGUGUAUUGGGCCUUUACUUAAUGGAUGUCAGGAGAAGUAAAUCUAUCCUUGAAAAAUAAUGUUCUACCAAUGAAAAUAAGUAUAUGUGUUAUUUCUUUCAUAUCAUAGAAACUGUUGUUGGCUUUGGGAAAUGCCUACCCUGUAAAAUAAGGUGUUCUUAAUGAGUAAUAAUGGAUAUGAGGAUGGUUCCUGUUUGCUUGUGAUAAACAGAAUUUAUUUAUCACUGUGUUAAACUUGAGAAGGUUCCAUAUUCUUCUGAGCCUGGAUAACACUGUUCCCUAUUGUAGCUGCUGAAGAAUAUAGCUAAGGAGGAGCAGAUGGCUUCGAAUGGUGCUGCCCCUGACUCAGUCACGUUUCACAUGUGGAGCUAUAAAAAUAUUAAGCAUAAGAGAAUUUUUUACUGUGUCUAUCAUCGAUCUCUAGCACCCUCCAGUGUUUUUCUUGUAUUGUUAGAAACUUUUGGGGGUUGGGGACUUAGCUCAGUGGUAGAGCGCUAAGGCCCUGAGUUCGGUCCUCAGCUCCAGAAAAAAAAAAAAGAAAAAGAAAAAAAAAGAAACUUUUUAUUCCUGUUAUUGUUGAGAAAACUAUAUGACAACAAUUUGUUUCUAUAUCAUGUGUAACUAUUUGCUUUUUGUGUGCUGUUUUUGAAGACAGGGUCUCACACUAACACAGACUGGCCUGGGAACUCACUAUGUAGCCCAGUUUAUCUGUGUGCUAGAAUAGAAAGCCACAGCGGCUUGUGGGCCACAUCUGGAUGACUGGUGUGUUGUUUUUGUUCUGCACAGUGACCAUCAUUUCAGCAUGGAAAUGUGGCCUGUGGUGCUGAAAUGUUUACUCUCCGUUGCUAAAGUACCACCUGAGUUUGCAGGGGCUUUUGUUUGUUUGUUUGUAGUACAUAAAGAAAUGCAGUGUUUUGCCUCCUGUAGUUAUUUCUGACAAAGUUUUAUUUUUAGUUUGACACUUUAAAUGUUUAAAUUUCCAUAAGAAAGAUGAAAUUGAAUGUGAUGAGAAAAGGAAGAAAGCAUUAAGUAUUUUCCAAUAUCCAGAGGUUUCUCUUGAAUUUUCAUUUAUAGGUGAAAUAGAUAUCUAAGCAUUUCAUCUUUGUAGAUAAAAAAAAAAAAAAACCUGUCUUUUGAAAAUCUAAGUUU
Messenger RNA from Peromyscus californicus insignis, 9653 nucleotides. It is a transcript of the gene Rabgap1l, whose product is annotated as RAB GTPase activating protein 1 like. The record is from RefSeq and is a predicted model, not a curated record. The transcript is spliced from 21 exons. The coding region runs from base 282 to 2738 and encodes 818 amino acids. Lineage: Eukaryota; Metazoa; Chordata; Mammalia; Rodentia; Cricetidae.